AUGACCAUUAUGAUUGUGAUUUUCUGCAUGGUCAGCACCCCAACUUUUGGCUCACCUCCACCCCUUGAAAACCGUUCCGCAGCCCCACUGCACUAUAACGGUAGUGACAAAGAGUUGUACGGAGAUGUUCGCCUUGUUGAUGGAUACACCUCAUCUGGUCGGGUUGAGAUCUAUUUAAACGGUCAGUGGGGUACAGUCUGUGAUGACGACUGGGAUGACUAUGAUGCACUGGUAGUUUGUCGACAGCUUGGAUAUUCAGGAUCUGCUUUAGCAACGACCUAUGCUUACUUCGGCCAAGCUGGAUUAGAAGGCGAUAUUCGCCUUGUAGGUGGAUGGGCGUCCAACCAAGGUCGUGUUGAGAUCUAUCACCUUGGUCAGUGGGGUACUGUCUGUGAUGACAGUUGGGACGACUAUGAUGCGAGGGUUGUUUGUCGACAGCUAGGAUACACGGGCAGUGCCGAAACCAGGAGUCUUGUUACAUAUGGAGAAGGAUCUGGGCCAAUCCAUCUUGAUGGUGUCAGAUGCUUUGGAACUGAAUCCAGAUUGGCUGAUUGCAAUCAUAAUGGUUGGGGUAUCCAUGAUUGCUUACAUUAUGAAGAUGCUGCCGUUUAUUGCUUUGACGAUCUGAGAGCACAAAUCCGCCUGGUUGAUGGGUCCACCCCGAAUGAAGGUCGAGUUGAGAUCUACUACAGCGGACAGUGGGGCACAGUCUGUGAUGACGGCUGGGAUGACAAUGAUGCGCAGAUAGUUUGUCGACAACUUGGAUAUUCAGGCUCUGCUGUGGCCAGGGGUGAAGCUUACUACGGUCAAGGAUCGGGGCCAAUACUCCUUGAUGAUGUAAGCUGUUCAGGAUAUGAAAGCAGGUUGAUUGAUUGCAGUAAUAGCGGAUGGGGAAUCAAUAACUGUGGACAUUCUGAAGACGCUGGAGUAGAAUGCUCUGACGAUGGAACGGUACAAAUUCGGCUUGUGGAUGGUGCUUCUUCAAAUGAGGGAAGGGUUGAGGUAUUUUACUUCGGCCAGUGGGGGACAAUCUGUGAUGACGGUUGGAGUAGCGCUGAUGCGCAGGUUGUUUGUCGACAGCUUGGAUACUCAGGUGAUGCUUUCGCCAGGAGUGCUGCUUACUACGGACAAGGGUCAGGUCCAAUACUCCUAGAUGAAGUUAGUUGUUUGGGAUCUGAAUCGACACUGAGUGAAUGUGGCCAUCUCGGUUGGGGUACCAACGAUUGCCAACAUUCUGAAGAUGCAGGAGUGUCUUGCGAUUGGCUUGAUUGGGGUAAGUUGAAAUUACCAAACUUCACUCUCUGUAACUGAAGUGACAAUCCGUUUCAUAGACUCGAUGGAAACUGUCCGUCGAAUUUCUCCAUACCAUUUAAGAGAGGAGUAUAAGCAAUUGGUCUUGAACGGAUGUACUCU
Lytechinus variegatus (green sea urchin) is the source of this 1413-nucleotide messenger RNA. RefSeq names its product neurotrypsin-like. The record is from RefSeq and is a predicted model, not a curated record. The transcript has 5 exons. Lineage: Eukaryota; Metazoa; Echinodermata; Echinoidea; Temnopleuroida; Toxopneustidae. Gene Ontology annotation, cellular component: membrane. Bases 1 to 1311 code for a protein of 436 amino acids.